AUGACAGAAAAUGUAAGCUCAAGGAUGGACACCCCAACCAACAUUUCCUUGGUGGGCCCAGGGGACCCCAUAUCCCACUCUCUGGAGUACAAGACUGUGGCAGUGUUCCUGGUUCUGCUGGUCUGUGGACUUGGCAUUGUGGGUAAUAUCAUGGUGGUUCUCGUGGUCCUGACCACGCGACACAUGCGUACGCCCACCAACUGCUACCUGGUCAGCCUGGCCAUAGCGGACCUGACCGUGCUGGUGGCCGCUGGUCUGCCUAAUGUGUCAGACAGCCUGAUGGGCACCUGGGUGUUUGGGCAUGCUGGCUGCCUUGGCAUCACCUACCUCCAGUAUCUUGGCAUCAAUGUGUCCUCCUGCUCCAUCACAGCUUUCACUGUGGAGAGGUGAGUGCCACCUCAACUACCGUACCUCCUUCACACCUCAUCAAGUACAAGCCAUCUAUACAAAAAAAAAUCUGAAUAAUUUACUGUAUAAAUGUCUCUGUAGAACAACAUGCCAAAGUGUCUAUUGUUUGUGCUUCUCCAUUUCCAGGUACAUUGCUAUCUGCCACCCAAUGAGGGCCCAGACAGUGUGUACGUUGUCCCGGGCCAAGCGGAUCAUAGCAGGGGUGUGGUUGUUCACCUGUGUCUACUGCAUGCUGUGGUUCUUCCUGGUGGACAUCCAGGUAAUGAAGGACAGCACUAUCCAGUGUGGCUACAAGGUGUCCCGUGACCUCUACCUCCCCAUCUACCUCAUUGACUUUGCCAUCUUCUACGUGAUCCCUCUGCUCCUGGCCAUAGUCCUGUACGGCCUAAUUGCCCGCGUCCUGUACCUCAACCAACUCCCCAACCGGCCCGACGCAGGCACAGUCUUCGCUGGCGCCACCACGCUCCGCAGGAGCUGCAAGGAACCAGCAGACGAAGGGAAAGGGGGUCGUCAGGGCCGCCCGAAG
Molecule: messenger RNA, 934 nt
Organism: Coregonus sp. 'balchen'
Lineage: Eukaryota; Metazoa; Chordata; Actinopteri; Salmoniformes; Salmonidae
Source: the annotation of a GenBank genome assembly